This is a messenger RNA of Linepithema humile (Argentine ant), 2265 nucleotides long. It is a transcript of the gene Bulli, whose product is annotated as regulator of MON1-CCZ1 complex protein bulli. Gene Ontology annotation, cellular component: Mon1-Ccz1 complex; late endosome membrane; lysosomal membrane. NCBI's taxonomy places the organism in Eukaryota, Metazoa, Arthropoda, Insecta, Hymenoptera, Formicidae. The record is from RefSeq and is a predicted model, not a curated record. Gene Ontology annotation, biological process: regulation of autophagy.
UAGAAUUUCAUCCGUAACGUAAUGAGAGCUGUCAAAUUUCAGAUAGAUGAUUAGAUAUGCCAGACAUGGAAGCUGAUGAUCGAGGAAACAGCGAUGAUUAUUAUUUGGAAUUGUCUCCUGAUCCUAUCAGGUUCGAAUCAGUCAGCUGCCUCACGAAUGUGUUUUUUGAUGACUCAAAACAGCAAGUGUUUGCUGUUCGGUCAGGAGGUGUUACAGGAGUGCUCGUUAAGGGCCCGGACCAGAACUUAAAUUUUCGGAUGGAAGACAAGGGCCCGGUAAUAUCCAUUAAGUUUUCUCCUGACAUGACUGUACUUGCAAUUCAACGCACCAACACAUCAGUUGAAUUUGUUAAUUACUCUCCUGUUACCGGAUUGGAUCAUAUCGAGUAUUCUCAGCCGUGCAAAGGGAAAAACGCCACAAUAUAUGGUUUUGUUUGGACACAUGGCACUGAGAUACUUGUAGUCACAGAUCAUGGAGUAGAAUUGUUUCAUGUUAAUCCAGAGAAACGUAAUGUUAGGGCAUUGAAGUGCUUGAGUUUAGGUGUAAAUUGGUUUGUAUUUUGCCCCAAGAGUUAUCUAGUAUUACUAUCAUCUGGGACAGUUGGCAAUCAAAUACAAGCAUUGCAUGUCACACCUGGCAAUCUGCACAAAUUAACAAAGUUUGAAAUUGAACAUAGUGUAACAAAAGCAGGAAAACUAGCUGUCUCUGAAAGAGAUGUAGCAUUGGCAGUAUUAUAUGGGACACCUUGUAUAAUUCUGUUACGGCAUCAACCAGGAGCCAAUCGAUCAAUGGGGACGGCGUUUGUAUAUGUUUAUACUGUACAAAAAAUGAUGACCAUUAAGAAAAGUCAUAUGUUGAAACUUGAUGUGAGUGGUAGAUUUGCUAUAAAUGUUGUUGAUAAUCUUAUCAUUGUUCAUCACCAAGCAUCAAAGACGUCAAUGAUAUUUGACAUCAUGCUGUCUGGUGUGAGUGAUGGAACAGUAAUGCAUCACACUAGCGUAGCUACAGCAAAACCCAUUAAGCCAUUCAAUUUGAAAGUACCAGGUACAACAUUGUCUGAUCAGAUGUAUCAGCCAUGCCAGUUAUAUUCCCCUAAUUGGGUCGUUUUCCAACCAAAUAUUAUAAUUGAUGUAAAGCUGGGUUGUUUAUGGUACAUUGAGCUCAGACUGGAAGCUUUAGUGAAAUUAAUUACGGAUAAAGUACUCCUAAUAGAAUUUUUAAUGCAGCGGUCCAAUGCCAAGCAGAUAUUAAUCCAAGUCUUGCAGAGCUUCAUGACGCAAUUACCUGUGAGCUUAAUGGAAAUGCCGACCAUAUUUGAUAAGCUUAAUUCCGUGUACAGAAAUUACUUAGAAAGCGAAAUACAAAAUCAGAUGGGAACGCCUUUGCAGAAUAACGUAAAAAACGUAACGACAGUGGCCGAAAAUUUUAAAUAUAAAUUGCUGCUCGAUCAGAGCGACAUGUACAGUCAUAUAUUAUCCAAGUUUCCUGAAAACACAAUAGAACCAAAAAUGAUAAUAUGGGUUCUGCUCGAGUAUAUCAGAUCAUUAGCUGAGCACGGAAUACCAGUGCAACAUUACUUGCACGAAUUGGUCAUCACGACGCUGGUGCAUCGAAAGGCGUAUUAUCAACUCCAUCAAUUGUUGCAGUAUCACGUAGUCGCCGAUUCGAAGCCUUUAGCCUGCUUGCUGCUUUCUCUGGAAAACUUGUAUCCGGCGGCGCAUCAGCUGGCGUUGGAUAUGCUGAAGCGACUGGGAAACGCGCACGAGGAGAUAAUUGAAGUGCUUCUAUCGAAGGGACAUAUCUUGGCUGCUCUGCGAUAUGUUCGAUCGGUUGGCAUGGUGGAUCAGGUGUCUGCGAGAAAAUUCUUAGAGGCGGCGAAAGCCGCCGACGACGCGACACUCUUUCAUUCGGUCUUUAAGUUUUUCGAGCAGCGCAACCUGAGGCUGCACAAUACCACGGCCUUCACGAGGGGCGAACAUUGUCAGCCGUAUGUGCAGCAUUUUAAAUUUCUGUUUCAAGGAAUAGACAAUGAGUGCAAUUCAGACACAAACUCAAAUAUUACCACUAUUUCCUCCUAAGAUUGUAAUACUGGUGUUCGUGUAGUGCGCGUGAGUGCGACAGGUAAUGAUUUGCUGUUUAUUUUUAUUUACUAAAAGGUUAAGAUGGAGAAUUUACGCUGUAGUUGCUUCGGCAAUUUGUAAAUUCCUAUUGUAUAAACUUAUUGUUAUUGAUUAUUUAUUAAGGAAGAAAAGGAAAUUAAGAAUA